CAAAAGAAGCGCCAACGAAUUUGGAUCCAAUUCCCUUUUCCAUUAUCGCUUCGUUCGGUUUUUGCCUACCUUUCAAUCACUCACUACUACUUCAUCGCCCAAAACCUAAUCCCCAAUUCUCACUCACUUGGAAUCCGAAUCGCUACUCUCAAGUUUACAGGAUAAUCAUGGAUCGGCUCAAAGCUCCGGCGCGGUUAAUGAUAGUUUCGGAUCUUGAUCAUACAAUGGUUGAUCAUCAUGACAAGGAGAACCUUUCACUUCUCCGGUUUAAUUCCCUUUGGGAAGCCAAUUAUCGUCACGACUCUCUGCUAGUCUUUUCCACUGGGAGGUCGCCAACACUGUACAAAGAAUUGAGGAAAGAGAAACCUAUGCUGACUCCGGAUAUAACUAUAAUGUCUGUGGGAACUGAGAUAACUUACGGUAACGAUAUGGUUCCAGAUGAUGGUUGGGUUGAGGUUUUAAAUCAGAAGUGGGAUAAGAACAUAGUCAAAGAGGAGUCGAGCAAGUUUUCUGAACUUAAGCUUCAGGCAGAAACAGAACAGCGAGCCCACAAGGUUAGCUUUUAUGUGGAGAAAGACAAGGCUCAGACAGUGACAAAGGCUCUUUCAGAGGCUUUGAAGCAGCGCGGGUUGGAUGUGAAGAUAAUCUAUAGUGGAGGUAUAGAUUUGGAUAUAUUACCACAAGGUGCUGGAAAAGGACAAGCUCUUGCAUAUUUGCUUCAGAAAUUUAAGACCGAGGGACAUCCACCUGUUAACACUCUUGUUUGUGGUGACUCUGGAAAUGAUGCUGAGCUUUUUAGUAUCCCUGAAGUAUAUGGAGUCAUGGUUAAGAAUGCACAAGAAGAACUGUUGCAGUGGCAUGCUGAAAAUGCUAAGGAUAACAAAAAUAUUAUUCAUGCGACAGAGAGAUGUGCAGCUGGCAUCAUUCAAGCCAUCGGUCACUUUAGUCUGGGUCCAAAUUUACCCCCAAGAGAUUUUACAGAUAUUUUGGACUGUGUGGUGGAAAAUGUGAACCCUGGUCAUAAUAUAGUGGAGUUUUUCUUAUUCUACGAGAAAUGGCGACGUGCAGAAAUUGAGAAUUCUGAGAUUUAUCUAGCUGGUGUGAAAGCCAAUUGUUGUCCAUUUGCUACAUAUGUCCAUCCUACUGGCAACGAGCAAACUCUUCAUAACUGCAUAAAUGCUCUGAGAGGCUGCUACGGAGACAAACAGGGAAAAAAUUAUCGAGUUUGGGUAGAUCAGGUUUUACCAACACAAAUCGAUUCAAAGACAUGGCUAGUGAAGUUCGAUAUGUGGGUAUUAUCUGGUGAGGAACAAUAUGCAGCAAGGUCGACUGUUAUAUUUUCUUCAAAGGGUGAGAAGCCCUCAGAUCAGCUCACUUGGAUUCGUGGGCAUCAGACGUGGAUCAAAGGAUAUGAACCAAAACAAGUUGCACCAUUUUUCGGCUAAAAUGUGUGAAUGGCUUCAUUUCAAAGGUGGUGUUACUAAAGUGCCCUACAAUCUCCUCUAUGAAAAUAAUUGUGUGAGGGGUUUGUGCAUCUUUAAAUUUCAAGUUUUGAUAAUUCACAUGUAAUCAUAAAAAAUACAUGAAGAUGGCUUAGUCCAUGAUUUGUUCAGUAUACAAUAAUUGUAAGGAUGAUACUCGCGGUAUGUAAUCUACUGUCUUACUCAGUCUUGAUAAACACCAUUCAAACU
Molecule: messenger RNA, 1691 nt
Organism: Fragaria vesca subsp. vesca
Lineage: Eukaryota; Viridiplantae; Streptophyta; Magnoliopsida; Rosales; Rosaceae
Product: sucrose-phosphatase 1-like
Exons: 9
Coding region: 168-1445 (425 amino acids)
Biological process (GO): sucrose biosynthetic process
Molecular function (GO): sucrose-phosphate phosphatase activity; magnesium ion binding
Source: RefSeq, a predicted model, not a curated record